This is a messenger RNA of Lotus japonicus, 982 nucleotides long. RefSeq lists its product as uncharacterized. The coding region runs from base 102 to 752 and encodes 216 amino acids. NCBI's taxonomy places the organism in Eukaryota, Viridiplantae, Streptophyta, Magnoliopsida, Fabales, Fabaceae. The transcript has 8 exons. The record is from RefSeq and is a predicted model, not a curated record.
UAAGCGCGCGCGCGAAGUAAACAUUCAUCAACACGCUUCUUGUGUGAGUGAGAGUGUGAGUGUGAGCUUCUCUCUCGUUACUCAGAUCAAGCCAAUUCGCCAUGUCUGCAACCAAAACCGUAUCGAGGAAGCGAGAAUCCGAACAACUCGAUCGCGCCAAAUCUGACAAGAAGAACCGAUCAAACGCCGCACACAAUCUCGAUCUCGAUCUCGAUUUCGAUCUCUCCGAUGAUCUCAAGGGAAUCGUGUCGGCGUUGAAUUUGAUCAGAGAUAAGGCUCAGAAGGAUGGUCAGAAGAAAAACGAAGAGACGAUUUCUAGUGUGGGCUCUGAGGUCAAGUCUAUGAUCGAGGAAAUGAGGUCCAAAUUCGAGAAGGACAGGCAAAAUUUUGCUAAGGCACUUUCAAAGAGUUCUAAAGAGUUUGAAAGUUCCUUGAAGAAUGAAACUGCUAAGUUUCAAGCACUUUAUGAGAAAUUUUCCAAAGAGAAAGCCGCUUCUCUGCAGGCCUUGAAAGAUACCAUAUCAAAAUAUGAAGAGGAAAAGGAAAAGCUAUUCACGAGAUAUGAACAACUGAGGAAGAAGGAAAAAGCUAUGAUAUCGGAGCAAGAAAAAGCCUGCAAUGAUAAAAUUGCUCAACUGGAACAGUCAUUGAAAAAGAAGAAACAGGAUGAUAAAACUUUCAGCAUCCUAAGGAAAACUCUUGGCUCAUUCUUGGAGAGUACUUCGGAUGAUGAUUUCCCACCUGAUGAUUGAAGACUUCAAUGCAGGGAGAUCUUCUAGUUCAGUCACUUUUACUGACUCUAAUCGUAUAGCUGAACAGUGGUUAUCAUAGGCAAACUAGAGAUGAACUCUCUUUCCAUAGUUUUCCUUAUAUUUUAUUCUCUUAUUACGAUCAACUGUUGAAAAUAUAAUUCUUACGAGUUAGGACACAAUUCCAAUGCAAUAUGUGAUUAUAUUACGAUAUAUAUAUUUCCUGAUCUUAA